This is a messenger RNA of Humulus lupulus (European hop), 582 nucleotides long. Its product is annotated as RING-H2 finger protein ATL18-like. The record is from RefSeq and is a predicted model, not a curated record. Gene Ontology annotation, biological process: protein ubiquitination. The transcript has a single exon. The coding region runs from base 1 to 582 and encodes 193 amino acids. NCBI's taxonomy places the organism in Eukaryota, Viridiplantae, Streptophyta, Magnoliopsida, Rosales, Cannabaceae.
AUGGCAAACGCUGACGAUCCAAACAGCCAGCAAAACUUCAUCACAGACCCCACAUUACGUCUCCUCCUAAUUUUGGUCGUAACAGUAGCCUUCGUCAUCUCCGUCUACCGUCUCAUCAUUGUCUGUCGCCGCCUCCGCCUCCGCCGCCAACUCGGUGGCAGCCGUCUCAACAAUACUGCUAACUCUCGAGUCCCAAUACAAUUGGAGCCACCACCACACCCCAGCGAGCUGCCGAUGAUGAUCACCAGUCCCGUAAUGUCGAUGGUCGAGCUCGUCCCGCAUGAUAAUGAGAAAAUCCGCGGAGGCCAGAAAAUAUUGGUGAGAGAACACGGAAACAACGACGUCGUUUGUGAGAAAACUGGCGAGGGAAGAAUGGUGGGAAACGACGCCCUUGUUUGUGCUGUUUGCCUUAGCGAAUUCGAAGAGAAAGAAGAGCUGCGGAUACUGCCUGAGUGUUUGCACUCGUUUCACAAGCCGUGCAUUGACAUGUGGCUUUUCUCUCAUUCCACUUGUCCUAUCUGCCGAACCGAAUCCGCCGUACUUUCUCCGUUGCCGCCGCCUGCAUCAAGGCAAAUGUCUUGA